CUUUACCCUUUUUUUAUGCCUCGUCGGAAGAACCCAAAUGCUGAGCCCUAAAUCACAAUUUCCGAUUUUUGGCACCUCCUCCGUUACUCUGUUCGCGCCGAGUUCUUAGAAAUCAAGCGGCCGCCCGCCGCCGUCCAAUUCGCAGGCGAUCGAGCCUCCUUCUCUUUAUCAGCUGAAGGACAGCGGGAAAUAAAGCAUCACAAGAACAACGAGCCGCGCCUUGCUGCCACCGCACUCUUCCUUUUGCGAGGCAAGCGACUCUGUCCUGCCCAAUCGCCGGUGGAAUUGAGAGCGACAACUUGAAAGGGGAAGGAGGAGCGAAUUCUCUGCAGCAUCUAUCUGUAUUCGUGGGAUUGAGCAAUGGUUUCCGGGCUGAUAAACGCCAAUCCCGUCGUCUAUGAAAAGAAAGAGCGGCGGGAACGGCCUGCUUCUACCCCCGAUGCCGACGAGUAUUCUGCUGAGGCCAUCGACCAGCUGGAAGUGUUUGAUAUCCUUUUCAAUUCUCCAUACUGUUUUGUUAUUUUAAUUUAUCUUCUUUUGUUGGUGAAAAUUCAACCUGAUCUUCGACCUGCUAGAGUAAUUGCAAAAUGUUUGAAUUUGGCCUGAAAUUUGAUUCAAUCGGCAACUAGGGAAAAAUGAUAGAGCAUAUUGUAGGAUUCAAUGGGUUGUAGUGCUUGUGUUCUUUGGAGACCAAAGUUUGUUCAUUUGGAGGUAGCUUGAUUGUUUUACAAAUGGGUUGGGGGAUUCUAUCAUCUAUUAUCAAUCUGUUGAUGUAACCUGUGCCGAUCAAAAUUGAGGGUCGAUGCCUCUUUAUUGCUGUGCUUCUUAACUUGGUUCAUACAUCACGUGAGAGACAUAAAGGAUCCAGAACACCCUUAUUCAUUGGAGGAGCUUAAGGUUAUAUCAGAAGAUGCGAUCGAAGUGGAUGACAGGCGUAGUUAUGUUAGGGUGACAUUUACUCCGACAGUCGAGCAUUGUAGCAUGGCGACUGUAAUCGGCCUUUGCUUGCGAGUUAAGCUUAUGAGAAGCCUGCCAUCUCGUUACAAGGUGGAUAUAAGGGUUGCACCAGGAACCCAUGCAACUGAAGCUGCAGUGAACAAACAGCUAAAUGAUAAGGAGAGAAUAGCAGCAGCAUUGGAGAACCCUAAUCUAGUGGAAAUGGUUGAUGAAUGCUUGGCUCCAUCGUACGCUUGAAACUGGACUGUCAUGAUUUCAGCCAAAUUAUGCAGUCAGAGAUGGUUCUCCAUCGGCGUGAAUGCCCAUCAUGAAAUGGCAAACACAUCAUCCAACCAUUUGUUUUCUCUCUUUGCUCCGCUUAUGUAUACUUGUACCUGUAGCUGAAGAACAAAAGUGUAGGUUGUAACCAGGUUUAGGCAAAUUACUUGUUUUCUGCCUUGACUUCAUCUGUGCUGAAUUCCUUUUGGUUCUUUGUAUUGAAUAUGUCGUACUCUGAGAUGAAACGAUCAGGGGAAUCUGUGAUAGAGCCGUGGUGGAUUACUUUUGGUUCUUUGUAAUCAGAUGCUUGUAUGCUCCGUCGUAUCGAUCAGAUGCUUGAAAAUUCGUGACUUAUGGCGCGAAAAUGCAGCAGCCUGAGACGAUCCUCUCUUUUGUUUGAUUCUGUAUGCAGAUAAUCAUGCAGCUCAUGAACUAACUGUUCGACUGUGGCCUGUUUUAGGCAAA
Molecule: messenger RNA, 1680 nt
Organism: Linum tenue
Lineage: Eukaryota; Viridiplantae; Streptophyta; Magnoliopsida; Malpighiales; Linaceae
Source: the annotation of a GenBank genome assembly